GUACAUCAGUUACUUUUCAAAAAUUAAAAACUUACGCUCAACGUCCUUGUUGUAGAGGGCAUGAUACUGGAGAAAAGCUAGCACUUCCAAGGAAGCAGCAGGGUAGUCCAAAUAUUGUUAAGAGAAAGGAUACCAUCCAGGUCGUCAAAGCACGAUAG
Messenger RNA from Funneliformis caledonium, 158 nucleotides. The record is from the annotation of a GenBank genome assembly. Lineage: Eukaryota; Fungi; Glomeromycota; Glomeromycetes; Glomerales; Glomeraceae.